ACCUAAGGGUCACUGUUUACAUCCAUCCAUAAGUGCCAUUUCUGCUUGUAUGUUUCUGCACCGUGACAGUUUGACAGAGCUGUAGAAGACAGAAAUAAAAACAGCUCAUCAUUUCUUUUCCUCCAAAUUCGGCUUGACACCUUUUGCCUUGAAGCCGCAGCGCCUGCUCUUCAGAGAGGAUCACGUCGCAAAGAGGACACCUUGUGGAUUUUAGCAAAACGAUUCCUGUUUAGAUCUGCCGGUACCAGCUGCCACCAUUUCACCUCCAACAACCAUGUACAGCUCCAGCUACUCCCGGGCCAAGUUUGGCCUGGAGGCAAGGGGGCCUCUGCACAAGCCCAAAGGGAAGAGCUGUGGCUACUACGUGAAGAUCAUCUUCUUCUUUUCUUCUCUGAUCCAGUCUCUGAUCAUCGUCAGCCUGGUGCUCUUCCUCAUCUAUGGACAGCCGGAGAAGUCUGCAGAGGAGAAGAGGGUCAAGGACCUCGAGGUGAACUUCAACAGGCUGAGUGACAACAACAUCCAGCUGAGAAAGGAGAAGGGCGAGCUGGGAGCUCAGCUGGCAGCUCGCACAGCUGAGAAGGAGGCUCUGGACAAAGAGGUGGCGAAGCUGAAGACCGAUGCCAACAACACCGAACAUGUGCUGAAAGGAAAAUUAGCCAGCUGUGAGAGGACGACACUCAGCAUGAUGGCGCGACGUACCACCACCCCGAUCCAGCCCCCUGUCAUGGUCACUACCAACAGUGAAGUGAAGACUCUGCAGAGCCUCAACGCCCAGCAGAGAGCCAUGAUCAACCUCAUUGAGACAAACUUCACCCAGACAGUUCAGUACCUGAGCCAGGAGAGAGACACUGCCCUCAAAGACAGAGACACACACCACCAGGAUGCCAUCACCCUGCGCAGGGAGAACACCUUGCUGAAGGAGCAGCUCACCACCUACACCAGGAAGUGCAAAGAGGACUUUGCUAAUUCUUUGGACGGGAUCAAAACGGUGACCAGGGAUUUCCUGAACAGGAUUAACAACCUGUUUCCCCACCAGCUGACCUUUCACCUCACCUGCGACAGGCAGCAGGAGGAAAUGGAGAAGAUAAGAAACAGCUGCACAAACCUGUCCAGAGACGUGGAAAAUAAGUUCCAGCUGUAUUUAGACAAAGUGGGCAACAAGGUGGCUGAGAUCCAAGGCCUGUCCAGUCGUCUGGAGGUACAAAACACACAUCUGAACUCUGAUCUGCAGCAGUGUGUGCGCACACGCAGUGAGGCGGCUGCCGAGGCCACCAGGCAGCUACAGCUCAAGCAAAAGGAUCAUGAUGACCAGAUGGAGAAAUUCCUCAUGGAGCAGAAGUGGCUGAGGGAACAGAAGAAGCUGCAGGAAGACAGUUUAGCACUGAGAGAAAAAGAGCUUCAGCGUCUCCAACAGAUGCUCCCUGCUCAGGCCAAGUCUGGUACUCCCAAAGCUGCCAGUCUGCCAGGGGCCCCACAGCAAGGAGGACAGACUGUGGCUAAGUGGCCUCCUAUCGGAGCACCUGUCAUCAGCAAAACUCCAACGGUGAGAUAAAACGCAUCAGCAGAGUGAUGACUGAAGGCAGCGCCGGUGCACCUCAGUGAUCAACAUUUUGACCUUAAAGAAUUUCCUACGGACAUGUAUAUACUCCUGAUACAACACAACCUGUAAAUACUUUGAGUCCUUCUUAAUGAUAUAUUUACUGUUGCUCUGUGCAUGCUUUGUUUAGUUCUCCACGGAAUAGAAGAUUCCUGUCUUUUACUUGUGCUUGAUUUAAACGUAUACUGUGAAAAGUCUGGUUGUCUGUCCAGGUAAAUGUAAAAAUUUUCAUGACACUGGUGUAAAUAUUUUCUAUUGUGUGUCACUCUCUGUGGUUGGUAUAGUUAGCUUUUCUGUACUGCGGAAAUCAAAAUUAAAUCGACCAAAAAAACUGACUCACUCCUUGUGCAAUCCUCUUUUGUCUCCCU
Molecule: messenger RNA, 1965 nt
Organism: Scatophagus argus
Lineage: Eukaryota; Metazoa; Chordata; Actinopteri; Scatophagidae
Gene: plvapb
Product: plasmalemma vesicle associated protein b
Exons: 9
Coding region: 275-1552 (425 amino acids)
Biological process (GO): positive regulation of cellular extravasation; regulation of vascular permeability
Cellular component (GO): caveola
Source: RefSeq, a predicted model, not a curated record